GGCACGCGGUAUGAAUUACAGCAGAUGUCCGAGACACUGUAUUACUCAAUAUCGCAACCUGUUGGAUCACCUUCGACCGGCAGACUUCAUUUGGCGUCCAUACCUUAAUAUGGAUCAUGAGCAUCAGAUCAACCCUGAAGACGCAGCCGUAUGGACAACAUGCACACCGAUAAUACGGUUCACAACAGUGGAGAUGCACAACACCGAUCGUGUGAAGCUGCAGUUCGGUAUGGUCCAGAAUAUCUCAGAUCCCCCAGCUAGCCUAGGAGAAUGGCAUAUGCGUAAAGUGAACGACCAAUGGAACUACAACCCUUGGCAAACCUUCGCAAGAUCAGAGUGUCGCAAGUGGAAGCACCGUCAUGACCAUGUCUUAACUGACGCAGUCAUGCCAAAUGAGGUAAAACCAAGUCGUACUUAUAUGGCUUGGUAUAGAUCAGUUGGAUUUCAAUUCAUCGCCGAUGAUAUGUACCUCUACGACCCACGCCAGACAAGUUACACACAAGAAGGAUCAACAUCUAACCCCCAACAACAUUCUCAGCCCGGUUACUCACAACCACCUAUCCGACAAACUUUCCGUUCCACAAACACACAAACAUACAACCAAAACAUGCCAUUCACCCAACCCCAAAACCAAGAACAUCCCCCAUACCACCACCAACAAAUGGACCAUCAACCUUCGACCGAACAUCGCUUCGCACCCACACCAUCACCCUACCAAAGUCGCCUUAGCCAAAACACUAACCGCCCCAUCACCUACCGUAGCCAAGAACCCCAAACAUCACAAUACCAAAACAUCCCACAACCAUAUCUCUUCCAAACACCCCAACAACCUUUCCAACCUUUCCUAGACCCAUCAUUGUCACCCAUGUCUCCCUUCAACCGUCCCGGUCGCCCAUCCAUGAGUCAACCACACCCCAACUUCUCUGGCAUGGGUCAUGAGCUCAGCUACGCCGGUACACCAUCAUUGAAUACUGAAGACUAUGCUGAGUUGGCUGAAUACCUCAACGGAUCUUCUCCUGUAGGAGGUAAUGACGCUCCUGGACCAUCAGAUGAACAAACACCGGUGCAGAAUCGUCAACGUGGGUUAGGGCCAAGGGUUAGGGUAGCUAGGGGAUGUGGGACCGGAGGUCGGUUAGGUGAUCCCGGUCAUCACCAUUAGGAUUCUUUGUGUAAAAUCCAAAUUUUAUUAAUAUCAAUUCGUAUUAUGUCAAAUUUAUCUUUGUGUAAACUCCAAACAUUAGGUUUCUUUCAUAAUUCUAAA
Molecule: messenger RNA, 1261 nt
Organism: Lathyrus oleraceus (garden pea)
Lineage: Eukaryota; Viridiplantae; Streptophyta; Magnoliopsida; Fabales; Fabaceae
Product: altered inheritance of mitochondria protein 3-like
Exons: 2
Coding region: 11-1159 (382 amino acids)
Biological process (GO): meristem development; meristem maintenance
Source: RefSeq, a predicted model, not a curated record